AUGUCACGUGUCACGAAGGCAGUUGUUAGCGUCGUACUGGUGACCUUAUGGAGCGUGACUGGCAUUUCCGCGGAAGAAAGUGCACUGGGGAACUUGAUCGAUUUCAGUCGAGUGCUUGGGUUGUACUACGGUGAUCCGGAACCGGAACUACUUGAAGCGUACGAUUACAUUGUGGUGGGUGCUGGACCUGCCGGAAGUGUAGUGGCAAACAGGUUGACCGAAGAUCCGGAAGUGACUGUGUUGUUGCUGGAAAUUGGAAAGGCAGAAAUUCCACUGAUUCAGCAGGUUCCAGGACUGUUUGUAACGCAAGCCCUUACGGAUUACAACUUUGGAUAUCUGACGGAACGGCAGCGGAAAGCAUGUUUGGGACUAGUGGAUCAACGGUGCGCUUGGCAUCAAGGUCGAGGUUUGGGAGGGUCGACGAUAAUUAACGAUAUGCUGUACACGCGGGGGAAUAGGAGAGAAUUUGAUUACUGGAAUGUUACCGGGAAUCCCGGAUGGAGCUACGAAGAAGUGCUUCCGUAUUUUUUAAAAUCUGAAGAUGCCAAAAUCAAGGACUUUGGAAGUAACGGGUAUCAUAACAAAGGAGGAUUCCUGCCUGUUGAGGAUGCUACAUACAGAUCUCCGUUAGUUAAGGCACUGAUCAAGAGUGCGGAAAAGGUCGGUCUUCCCUAUGUAGAUUACAAUGCCUAUGAGCAGACCGGAUCCUCAUACGCACAAUUCACUUUAAGAAAGGGAAGAAGGAUGUCUGCAGGAGCAGCCUUUCUGCAACCAAUUAGUGAACGCAAGAAUCUUCACAUUCUUACUAGAGCGUGGGUGUCCAAAGUACUGUUUGAGGGAAAUUCUGCAGAAGGAGUUACUUAUAUGAGAAACAAGAAGACUUAUCAUACAAAGGCCAAACGAGAAGUAAUUCUCUCAGGCGGUACCUUUGGAAGUGCCAAACUGCUUAUGCUAUCCGGAGUAGGACCUCAAGAUCACCUUGGAGAGUUAGGCAUCAAGGUCGUCAGAAAUCUACCAGUAGGUGAAACAUUAUAUGAUCACCCUGCAGUUCUUGGACCCGUUUUUACAGCAUCAAAUCUCAAUGAUGGCAAUGAAAAUUCAAAUGCUUUUUUCUCACUGCCAAAUUUAAUGCAGUACCUUCAAGGUCAAGGGCCUAUGUCAUCAGCCUUGGCGGAGGGAUUCGCAUUCUUUCGUAGCCCAUUUGCACUAUACCCCGACCCAAAUUGGCCUGACGUAGAGUUGUUGCAGUUAUUCAUCAACCCUGGCGACGAUGCAACUCCAGCAGCUAUGAAGUACUUCCGAAUUAACAACGAAACUAUGGAGAAGUACUUCAAACCCCUCUACAACAAACGUGCCUUCAUGUUUCUUUCCGUGCUGCUGCACUCGACAACGAAGGGAUCGCUACGACUAAAAUCAACCAAUCCGUUCGACCAUCCAGAAUUCAGGUACCAGUACUUUGACGACGAUCGCGACCUAGAAGCGCUAGUCUACGCGAUGAAAACAGCCGUCAAGAUCACCAGCCAGAAACCGUUCCGUGACCUGGGAGUUAAGCUAUACCAAAACAAACUUCCUGGCUGCAAACACCUGACCUUCAACAGCCAUGAAUACUGGCGAUGCCACGCCAUGACGCUCACCUACGUCGGUUAUCACUUUGUCGGCACCUGUAAGAUGGGACCCCGAUCUGACCGGACGGCUGUCGUGGAUCACCGGCUGCGGGUUCACGGGCUGCGAAAGCUACGCGUUGCGGACGUCGGAAUCAUCCCGGAAGCUCCGUCCGGACAUACUCAGGCGUACGCGUACAUGAUCGGUGAAAAGGCCGCCGAUAUGAUCAAGCAGGACAACUAUGGGCAGCGAUGGCGGUGA
Culex quinquefasciatus (southern house mosquito) is the source of this 1863-nucleotide messenger RNA. RefSeq names its product glucose dehydrogenase [FAD, quinone]. Lineage: Eukaryota; Metazoa; Arthropoda; Insecta; Diptera; Culicidae. The record is from RefSeq and is a predicted model, not a curated record. The coding region runs from base 1 to 1863 and encodes 620 amino acids. The transcript has 2 exons. Gene Ontology annotation, molecular function: oxidoreductase activity, acting on CH-OH group of donors; flavin adenine dinucleotide binding.